AAGAAUGUUAUCAUUGUAUGGCGAGCCUGGUAGCGUCGAAGGAGAAAACGUUCAUCACACAAACAAAACUGCUAUACGAAGUGACAUGGAAAACUGUCAUGCAGAUAUCCAAAAAACAUGUGUCCUUGUUUCAGAAAUCGGCAGCGGUCCAUCUGCAGAGGCACUGCAGCAGCACGAGAUCGGAACGGAUAUACAUGGACUGGAUUUGGUGGAUCCUCCAGGGGCUGCCCUUCCAACACUUGGUCAGGGUGAUAGAUUGUUUCUUCCAUGAAGGCAUCAAGGUAUUCUACAGGACCGCCAUGGCCAUCCUGAUACUCUUCCACAAGAGCUCCUCCUCGUCAUCCUCCGAAUGGCUGGCGGAGAUCCAGAAGAACGGCGUAGACAGCGCCCUCAACAAGUUCUGCAAGGAGAUGCCCGUGACGCCCCAAAAACUGUUGAAGGCCGCUUUCGGGAUCAGAGGUCUGAGCUCCUCUUACAUUUCCCGCGUUUUCCUCAAGACUGAGAUGCUCCUCAAAAGCAGGCACGUGAUUAACGGGUCCAGGCAGCUGGUGAGGUCCAGGUCCAGCGAGAACCUGCCCAACAGCCAAAGUCAAAACAACAUCCAGAUGGUAUCGCACACUCUCACGAUAAGAGAGCUAUUGACACUGUGGUCCUGGCUUCCUGUAAGGAUUACAAUGUACCAACCGAUAUUGUUGUAUACAACAGAGGAACACGGUUGUUCCCUCACGACUUUCUAUGUACGAGUCGAACAGCACGAACCGACGCUGCUCAUGAUCAAGACAUGCAAUAAUGAGGUAUUUGGUGCUUACUGUUCUUCGCGUUGGGGCGAGAGGAACAUUAAGGACGACAGAGGCAAUAGGCAGGCCUACUUUGGCACUGGGGAAACGUUUCUUUUUUCCCUCUAUCCAGAAAGGGCAAAAUAUCCGUGGGUGGGAAUGGAAGGCGAUAAGAUUCAACACGGUGCCGAGCUGUUUAUGGCUGCCGAUUCUAAAAUGAUCACGAUUGGAGGCGGUGAAGGGCAGGCGAUUUGGAUGGACGAAAAUAUAAGGUACGGAAAAACGGAUAAAUGCGCAACGUUCAACAAUCCUCCGCUAUGUCCUAGUGGAGACUUUGAAAUUCGAGUACUUGAAGUUUAUGGUUUUGCUACAGAUCAACUAAGCUAAACAACGAUUUUCAUCGAACAGAGAAACCCUACACAUUUUCAUGUGUAACAUAUAUUUAUAUCAAUUCUCAUCGGAAUGUAUAGCUUACAUUUCAUAUGCAUAAGACAUAUAUAUGUACCUGUUAAAAACUCAUUAGUGCAUUCCACCAGUGCUUGAGCAAAUCUUGCUUUAUGAAGUGAGUUGUAUUAGAACAAAGUGACCCCUACCCCUAAUAAGCGUAUAGUGAUGGGGGAUUUUAAAGAGCCUUAAAGGUUUGAAUGACAAGUACUAGAUCUAGUCGUUGUAUUAGCAUGUUUUAGAGUUUAUGUUUAUAUUUUUCAUGGUACAACACAUUCAUUUCCUUGUAUAUUUUAAUUAUAGUUCUGUAUAUAUAUCUUAAUUGUAAAUUGUUAUUUCAUUUUUAAAAUAUAAUCGUUGACGUUGCUUUUGUGCAUACAACUGUGCCAAAAUGAUUUUUUUUUCUGUAUAUCUCUAUGGCAUAGAAUAUUUUUAGAUAGGUGUUUUUUAAUGCCGUUGGAAAGUAUUUUGACUAUAUUUAUUCUAAAUAAUUUUUAUUAAUAUAUUUUAAUAUAUAAAUGUUUAAAUUUUAUUUCUUUUAAUCGAAAAGAAAAGAUUGACUGAAACUUUUUAAAACAAUAAAAAAUUCUUAUGGUAAAAAUGUGUUCUAAUUAGAUUUUCUAAAUUAGAAUUACAGUACAUAGAAUUACAAAGUUUAGAUUUGCUAGGUUGCUCAUAACGCAUAUCAUAGAGAGAGUCAUAUUUAUUUUCAAUGUUAUUUAAAAAGUAUUCAUCUUAAUCUAUAAGUUGCAGUUAAGUUUGUUGAAUAUUUUUUGAGGAAAGAUUGUCGAGAAAUUUUAGAGCUGAUUUGAUCGACAUAGUUUUAUAUUUUUGUGCAUAUGCACUGUUAUAAAAAUAUACCUACGUAUUUUGACCAAUAUAUAUUCACAAAAUCAACAUGUUAAAUGUAUUUCUUUUUCGACUUAUUUUAUAAUGAAUUGAGUUAAUUAAUAAUCAUGGACGUCACAUUUCAAUAAAAUAUUCAUUUUUAUUUCUUAUAACUCUGUAUCUAAAUCCGUUUUAGAAUAAUUUCUCUUUUAGUUUUAGAGUGAUUGUGAUAGUUUCUUUACUUUUAUUAUCAUAUUUUUAGAUGUCUCCUAUUAAGUUAUACAGGGUGUCCGGAAAUUAAUGCAACAAAAUUUGGUCAUAG
Anoplophora glabripennis (Asian longhorned beetle) is the source of this 2370-nucleotide messenger RNA. It is a transcript of the gene sky, whose product is annotated as TBC1 domain family member 24. The transcript is spliced from 6 exons. The record is from RefSeq and is a predicted model, not a curated record. Bases 18 to 1163 code for a protein of 381 amino acids. NCBI's taxonomy places the organism in Eukaryota, Metazoa, Arthropoda, Insecta, Coleoptera, Cerambycidae.